Molecule: messenger RNA, 486 nt
Organism: Vicia faba (fava bean)
Lineage: Eukaryota; Viridiplantae; Streptophyta; Magnoliopsida; Fabales; Fabaceae
Source: the annotation of a GenBank genome assembly
AUGGCAAGGAUAACAACACGAGUUCAGGGAAAAUCAAAGAAGACGAAGAAGAAGAAAGGGCCAGAUUCAACGGCUGAUGGAAAGAAAACGCGUUUGACAGAUGAAAUUAUGGGAGUGGAACCAAUUGAUUUCGAAUCCAUUUCAAUUGAGGAAGAAAUCCUAACUCAUGAUGAAGAUUCAGAGGCACACAUUGAGGCAUUCUUGACGGCAACAUGGCAUUGUUCGCAAAGAAUUAAGAAAUGUGAAACCCUAAAUCCUCCUAUCUUGCAUCCUAUUUCGCAAAAUUUGGAUGAGAAAUUCAAGGAACAGAUUGACCUAUCAGAGAGGAAAAAGAGCUCAACGAGCAAUAAGGUGAAAAUUGUUCUUGAAGACAUAGAGGAUGAAAUUGCUUAUUGGAAAUCGUCCAUUGUUUGUUAUAUGCUAGGUGCAAACCCACCUUUGCAAGUUCUUGAAGGUUUCAUAAGACGAAUAUGGAAGGGGAAAUGA